AUGUACACCCUGGUAGUCCUCGUAGCAGCCCUGUCGGUGGCGGCAGCGGCACCUUCCGGUUACUGGGGCGGCGCCGCCCUGGCGGGUCCCGCACUCGGCCCGGCCGCCCUGGCCGGCCCCUCGGUGGGCCCUGCGUCUCUGGCCGGUCCGGUUCGCGGACCCGCUAGGCUUUCCGGCGCCGUCGACGGAGGAGCAGUCGUCACGGGAGCCGUCGCCGGUCCCUCCGUCGUCUCCGGCAGCGUCGCCGGACCGGCCGCCGUUGACGGAGGCUGGGGACCGGCCGCCGCUUGGGGAGUCGCGCCCGCCUGGGGUGCCGUCCUGGCCGGACCUGCAGCCGGACCUGCCGCCCUGGCCGGACCCAUCGCCGCACCUGCCUACAUCGCCGGACCAUCCGGCAGCAUCCAGGCCGGACCAGCGGGCGUGGGCAGCAUCGCUCGUGGAUGGGCCGGUGGACACUGGUAAUCGACCGAGGUGCUUCUUGAAACAGGACCUUCUCGACGACCCGACUGAUAUCCCCUUCAACCAU
Orussus abietinus is the source of this 526-nucleotide messenger RNA. RefSeq names its product tetra-peptide repeat homeobox protein 1. Bases 1 to 462 code for a protein of 153 amino acids. The transcript is spliced from 2 exons. The record is from RefSeq and is a predicted model, not a curated record. Lineage: Eukaryota; Metazoa; Arthropoda; Insecta; Hymenoptera; Orussidae.